AUAGAUUUGCCAAUUAUAUUUCCAGUGUUAAAAUGGAUGACUUUGAAUACGAUGCCUUUGUGAUAUACAGUCCUUACGGAGAGGAUCAGCGAUUUGUUGACCUUAUGACCCGAGUGCUCACGUCCCCGCCCUAUAACCUCAGACUCUAUGUACCCUGGUCUGAUACCACGGAGGAAUCUCUAGAAGCAGUGGCCACAGCAGAAAGUAUAGAAAAGAGAUGUAAAAAGGUACUAGUUGUGAUAUCAGCUGCUUCGCUAGAGAGCGAUUUAUUCCAUUUUCAUCUUAAAGUCGCCCAUUCUAUGUCACCAGGUGCCCGUAGAAGAAAAGUUAUACCUAUUCGACUGGAUCAAACAGAGGUUCCAGCUGUGAUUCGAUUCACCACGUCAUGUGACUAUUACAAAAGGGAACUCCGUGUGUUCGUUUGGGACAGACUCAACGCUGCCUUCACGGACAGUGAUUACACAUAUCAAUCAAGAGUCAGGAAAACAGCAUCACUUCCGGAAAAGAGGAAACUUCCGGACCUGAUUCCAACCUCAUCUCCCUUAAAACGCGUGCAGUCUUGGUGGCGCUUAAAGGUGUCUGUGAUCUAAAAUUUAUGUCCAUUGAUCAUUAAAUUUUAAUUAUUAGGUUGUAGUUUAUUAUCAUAUUAUAUAUACAACUGCUUAAGAAGGAUUGGGAAUCGACAAAGUUCUGUUCUUCAAUCUUUUAAUGGUUAACCUUGCUUUUUAAUGUGUGAGCAUGGCUUGUUUUUUAAUACAUAUCUAUGCACAAUUUAUUCUGUGAUAAUUAAUGUACACAACAUACAGUCAUAAACUUGUAACCUUUGCAAUAUUUAAAUGUUUAAGGGUCUUGUUUCCCUUCACUUUUGCUUGUAUUUCAAUAAAAUUGAAAUUUGUUUUCCAUGUUUUGAAUCACAAAUGACUAUUAUGAAUGACACGAUAUGCUAUCCAAUAUGUCAGAAUUAUACGUAACCUCGGAAACUUUAACGUUAGUUAAGAUGCAUCAUGACUCUUAUAUUUAAUGACUGCAUGUUCUUGGAAUUUUAUCCACAUCCUCAAUAGCCAGUUGUUAACCUAACACCGCGCAUUAGUAAUGUUUUGGUGUAAGCUUGGAUCAAGGAUGUUAAAUAUCCUGAAGUUUUAAUUAGCUUUCAUUAAAUAUAAUUAUAGUACUUAUUUACGAUGAAUUAUUCAUCAAUGUAAGUAAAAGUUUAAAAUGAUUAAUGCUUUUUUAUCUAAUAGCUACUAAGAACCGUCAAAUGGCCUGCCAGAAUUAGUGAUGACUCAAGAGAUUCACAAAUGAUAUUUUUUUAAUUAAUUGUAAGCUCUUUUAGAACACGAAAUAUAUUAAAUUGAUGAGCCAUCAAUAGGUUUAUUGCCAAUUUCCUUCUACUUCUGUGUCUUUCUAUGGUUGAAAGCGUUAAUGAAAAGGGACUGAGCAGGCAAAACUAUGUUUU
Saccostrea cuccullata (small rock oyster) is the source of this 1456-nucleotide messenger RNA. RefSeq names its product myeloid differentiation primary response protein MyD88-like. The transcript is spliced from 3 exons. Lineage: Eukaryota; Metazoa; Mollusca; Bivalvia; Ostreida; Ostreidae. The record is from RefSeq and is a predicted model, not a curated record. Gene Ontology annotation, molecular function: TIR domain binding. Gene Ontology annotation, biological process: positive regulation of canonical NF-kappaB signal transduction; MyD88-dependent toll-like receptor signaling pathway. Bases 33 to 590 code for a protein of 185 amino acids.